AUGAUGGCUCACCGUUAUGGCCCCAUCUUCAGUCUCAGGCUCGGAAGCAAGCUUCAUAUUGUGGUGAACUCCAUGGACCUAGUAAAGGUCGUGACUCGUGACCUGGACCAGACCAUGGCGAACCGCAGUCCUCCAUUAGCAGCGCUAACCAUGAGUUAUGGUGGGAACGAUAUUGCAUGGUCCAACAGCGACACACACUGGCGUAACAUGCGCAAGAUUUUAGCAAUUCAACUUAUCAGCGAUAAAAAUCUAAAAGCUUGUCAGACUUUCCGAACAUACGAAGUCAGAAGGCUGGUGAAAGAAGUUUACAGUAAGCUCGGGACAAGGAUCGAUAUUAAUGAAAUUGCUUUCAAGACUGAGGUUAACGUUGUGACAAGCAUGUUAUGGGGUUGUAGCAAAUUAUCUGGUGAUGGGAACGAUUCUAGCUCUAUUGGAGAUGGCUUCCGAGAAGUUGAGUUCAAGAUUGUGGAGUUAAUGACAGCUCCAAACAUCUCUGAUUUUCUACCUCUGCUAUCACCGUUCGAUCUACAAGGAAGGCAGCGAGAAAUGCAGAGACAACUGGAAUAUGUUGAUCGUAUAUUCGAGAACAUUAUCCAAGGAAGAAUCGAAGCCAACUCCAGCAAAAAUGAGGGAGAGGCUGAGGAAGAUCGAAGGAAAGAUUUCGUGCAGGUAUUAUUGGAGCUUAAGGAACAGAAAGAUGCUUCAAUUUCAUUGGACAUCAUUAAAAUAAAGGCCCUACUAAUGGACAUCGUGCUUGCGGCUACAGACACAACAUCGACAAUGGUAGAAUGGGUGAUGUCAGAGAUUUUGAAUAAUCCAGGUUUAAUGAGAAAGGUCCAGGAUGAAUUAACGGAGGUCACUGGCAUGAACGUUAUCCAAGAAUCUCAUCUGCCCAAAUUAAAAUAUUUGGAUGCAGUCAUCAAGGAGACAUUCAGGGUACACACUCCCGUUCCGCUCCUACUCCACAGAUGCCCAGAUGAAUCCUGCAUUGUUGGCGGAUACACCAUUCCAAAGGGUACUAUCGUCUAUAUUAAUGUUUGGGCAAUCCACCGGGAUCCUAAGAACUGGACCGAUCCAUUGGAGUUCAAGCCUGAGAGGUUCUUGAUCGACAAAUGGGAUUACCAUGGAAAUAAUUUCAAGUUUUUUCCAUUUGGAUCAGGGAGAAGAAUAUGCCCAGGAAUCCCACUUGGGGAGAAGAUGUUGAUGUAUAUAUUAGCAUCCCUGUUGCACUCGUUUGACUGGAGCUUGCCAGAAGAUGAAGUGUUUGAGCUUUCUGACAAGUUUGGACUUGUGGCUAAGAAAAGGAAACCACUUAUAGCUAUACCCUCUCAAAGAUUAUCUGAUGCAAGCCUCUACUCUUUUUGA
Molecule: messenger RNA, 1365 nt
Organism: Lactuca virosa
Lineage: Eukaryota; Viridiplantae; Streptophyta; Magnoliopsida; Asterales; Asteraceae
Source: the annotation of a GenBank genome assembly